CUCAGUGAAAAGAAUGGCAAGAAGAAAUGUCCUCAUUACAGGUUGCUCCUCAGGAAUUGGACUGGCAUUAGCUGUAAAAAUGGCAAAAGAUGAACAGAAAAGAUUUAAAGUUUAUGCCACAAUGCGGAAUCUGUCCAAGAAAGAGCCACUGGAGGAAGCUGCAGGUCACAGGCUGGGCAAAACCCUCGAAAUUAAACAACUCGACGUCUGUGAUGAACAGUCUAUUAAAGCUUGUGUGAACAGUAUCCCUGACAGAAGGAUUGAUGUCUUAGUGAGCAAUGCUGGAAUGGGGCUCAUUGGACCUAUUGAAUGUCAGACCAUAGAUGAAAUGAAAACUGUGAUGGAUACCAACUUCUUUGGACUGGUUCGACUCCUGAAGGAGAUUUUGCCUGACAUGAAGAGGAGAAAGAGUGGGCAUAUAGUUAUAAUAAGCAGUGUUAUGGGAAUACAAGGUAUUUUAUUUAAUGAUGUUUAUGCUGCAUCUAAGUUUGCUGUGGAAGGAUUCUGUGAAAGUUUAGCUAUUCAAGCACUCAAGUUCAAACUGCAGUUAAGUUUGAUUGAACCAGGCCCAGUGGUUACAGAGUUUGAAAGAAAAGUGUUUGAAGAUGGAAUGAAAAUGGAUCUUUCAGCUGCAGAUGCAGAAACAGCUGAGAUGUUUACUAAUAUUUACCUUAAAAAUUACAAGCAGAUUUUCCAGAGCCUGGGACAAAGUGCUGAAGAUGUUGCAGAGCAUACAGUAAAGAUAAUUCUUUCAGAAAAUCCACCUUUUCGCCAUCAGACCAACACCUUGUAUACUCCAAUGACAACUCUGAAGUAUGCAGAUCCAAAUGGAGAUCUACCCAUUGAUAUAUUCUACAAAAUGGUUUUUCAGCAUGACAAAAUCUUCAGUGCAAGUCUUAACUUCAUCAAAUUGCUACGGUGGAGAAGUAGAAAGAGCUUUGACCUGGGGAAACCCUCACAAUAAAUAUGAGAUUAUAUAGUGCAAAUUGGGAUUACUUGUAGCUACCAAUGACUCAGUAUGUUGUUAUUCAAAUGGCUUUGCUCUGUAAUUGUGAAAAGGCAUUCGAGAUGUUUAUUUGAGCUUAGCCAACAUAUUCAGCUGAAUGUGUAUAUCUUCAACAUUAGUUUGCAGAACCUUGCAACUAAAAUCCUCUAACUACAGUUUUAUUCUGUUUAGUGUUUGCUUUUCACACCGAUAUGGUGUGAAUGUGGACACUGACUGACAUUUUGUGGGAAUGUGGACACUGACUGACACUUGUGUAUUCAAUAUUAGCCCCAUCCCUUCACUUAGUAGAGUAUAAUACAUAGUGAGAUGUGUACCGUAGGUAAACUAUUUAGAUUCUUAAUCUAAUAAAAAUAUUAUAUCUUUUUACUUAUUAGAAUAGGAUAGAAUCAGUAAUCCUUCAAUCACAGCUGCAUUCUUGUUUUCAGAAGUCGAAUCUAUUUAUCAGCAACAGAAGAGAAAGUCUCAUCAAUCUUAAAGUGUCACAAGUGGAAUAUUUAUUAUUCAUAUCUAUUUAUUAUAAUAUUCGGAAUGCUUCCUUUAUGUGCAGUGGUUACUAGUGUAUUACACUUAGUGAACAAUAAAAUGUUUUUAAAAGCAACUUAAAAUAU
Molecule: messenger RNA, 1614 nt
Organism: Pseudopipra pipra
Lineage: Eukaryota; Metazoa; Chordata; Aves; Passeriformes; Pipridae
Product: retinol dehydrogenase 8-like
Exons: 6
Coding region: 14-964 (316 amino acids)
Biological process (GO): estrogen biosynthetic process
Cellular component (GO): cytoplasm; cytosol
Molecular function (GO): estradiol 17-beta-dehydrogenase [NAD(P)+] activity
Source: RefSeq, a predicted model, not a curated record